GAGACCCACAUACGGCACCGUUGGUCUUCUUGGUUCGAGUUCGAGUGAGUUGUCAAACUAGUAAGCCAUGUCUGGACGCGGCAAGGGCGGAAAGGCGAAGACGAAGGGCAAGUCCCGUUCCUCGCGGGCCGGUCUCCAGUUCCCCGUGGGCCGUAUUCAUCGGCUUCUAAGGAAGGGGAACUACAGCGAGCGCGUUGGUGCCGGCGCGCCAGUCUACCUCGCAGCCGUCCUGGAGUACCUUGCAGCCGAGGUGCUCGAAUUGGCGGGAAACGCAGCGCGUGACAACAAGAAGACCCGCAUCAUCCCGCGUCACCUUCAGCUUGCCAUCCGCAACGAUGAGGAGCUCAACAAACUCCUCUCCGGCGUGACCAUCUCCCAAGGCGGCGUCCUGCCGAACAUCCAGGCCGUGCUCCUUCCCAAGAAGACUGGACAAACGAGCACCGGCGGCAAGCCCGGCAAGAAAGGCUCCAGCCAGGAGUUCUGAGGACAUUUUUAUUUAGUCAUCCCUCAUGUGAAGCCGUCUCUUAGCCGGCCGCUCUGAGCGGCGUCGCGAAUGCCCCCAAUCUUUAAUGCAGUCUGUGCAGUCUGUGUUUGCUUUGUCGCUAGGCCUAAGGCCGGAUUUUUUUUUUUUCCUGGCGGCACUCAUUCAUGCAUCCAUUUUUUUUUUUGUCCCUUGUGCUGUGUGACACCUUCCCAUUGUCAUCUUGGGCCGUCUUCGUGAAUUCCCUGUAAAAUCCUCUCAAAUUGUGGUCACCGAACAAAUAAAAGCACUUUGAACUGCUUA
Messenger RNA from Rhipicephalus microplus (southern cattle tick), 784 nucleotides. Its product is annotated as histone H2A. Gene Ontology annotation, molecular function: DNA binding; protein heterodimerization activity; structural constituent of chromatin. Gene Ontology annotation, cellular component: nucleosome. The record is from RefSeq and is a predicted model, not a curated record. NCBI's taxonomy places the organism in Eukaryota, Metazoa, Arthropoda, Arachnida, Ixodida, Ixodidae.